CUGAUUCAUCCUCCUACUCAUCUGAUUUCAACCGGCAGGGCUGUUCUGUGCCUCCUGUUACUGUGGUUCUUUCAGCGGACAGAAAACGAAGCGAGAUACAACAAAAUAAAAAAUGCCACGGUCUUUUCCGGUAAAGAAGCACCUGAAUUAGAAAAAGCCAAAUUAUACCCGGAUGCGCAAAAAAAGAAACACUUUUCCAAAGACCUUUGAAAGCUCUCUAAUCGCUCACAUUUCAUAUGGUGAGUUCCCACCAAAUACUGCUGGCAUUGAAUCUAUGAAUGCCCAGGCGCGGAGCCCAUGUGUCUCCACAGGCUCAAAUCACAAGUGACAUGCAGGUCCAUUAUGCAGACCCAGCUAGAGCUGAUCAACCUGCUGACUCUUGGCAGCAUUUCAAAGUAGGCAGUGCUGCUCUCCGAGAUACUCUUAGCAAUCUGAACUGUACUCCUUUCCAAAUCUGCAGAAGUGGGAUGAGCUGUGCUACAGAACCGUUUAAAGAGAACUGUAGUCUCCCAGGGCCCAUCCCACCAUCGGAGCAUAGAGAUCUUCACAUCAGUGUCCAGGGCAAAUUUCAAUGCUUUGACUGCCAUAAGGCUUAUUACACGUUUUCUGGUCUGGCCAAACACCGACAGCUACAGUGUGAGUGGCAUUGUCGCAAGUAUUUCAACUGUAAGUAUUGCGACAAGGAGUAUGUCGGCCUGGGCGCACUGAAGAUGCACAUCCGCACACACACACUACCAUGUGUGUGUAAGCUCUGUGGUAAGGCCUUCUCUCAACCCUUGCAAGGACAUAUCCGCACCCACACAGGAGAGAAGCCCUUUUCUGGUCCUCGGGCAUUCGCAGAUUGCUCCAACCUGCAGACUCAUUUUGAUGAGAAGAAGUAUCAAUGUAAGAUUUGUGCAAAGACCUUCUCCAGGAUGUCUUUGCUCUCAAAGCAUUCUGUCCACUGUCCUGAUUCUGUCGCUGCACACCCCAUGUCCUAGGGAGUUGAGCUUUGUUCAUGCACUUUUGGGUUGGCUGGAUGGCAUCAGCUUACUGAGAACAAGAAUCCAAUCAGCUUUUGAAAAGGGCAGUAAUCUGAUGAGAAGAAUAUUGAAGGAAAUUGGUGAGCAUUUUAAAGGAAUAUAUUUGUUUUCACUAGACUUGCAUCCCUAGCACAUGUUUAAAGUGUUUCUUUGUGUGUGGAUGCAGAUUUUAUUUUAAUUCUGAAGCAAACAUUAAUUUCUAGAGGAAUUGUAAUUUAUUAGCUAUAGCAGGCUUGUUGUUUAAGGGAAAACUUGACAUUCUAGAUUUUAAUCAAUGGAACAAUUUUCCAUGCACAGUUUCCAGACAUUUCCUGAAAAGGAAAAAUGCUGAUACCAUCUCCAGCUCAUCCUCAGUGGUGAAAGUUAAACAUUUAGACUCUGAGUACUUAGAAAAAGCUACAUAAAAAUGAAGAUGCAAAACAACUCAAGAACAUGAAACAAAGCAGCAUUUCUCAACCUUAAAGUAUUUGCAACCCGAGUUUUCAUAACAGUUUUAAU
Messenger RNA from Polypterus senegalus (gray bichir), 1520 nucleotides. RefSeq names its product zinc finger protein SNAI2-like. The record is from RefSeq and is a predicted model, not a curated record. Gene Ontology annotation, biological process: regulation of transcription by RNA polymerase II. The transcript is spliced from 3 exons. Lineage: Eukaryota; Metazoa; Chordata; Cladistia; Polypteriformes; Polypteridae. Gene Ontology annotation, molecular function: DNA-binding transcription factor activity; RNA polymerase II cis-regulatory region sequence-specific DNA binding. The coding region runs from base 279 to 980 and encodes 233 amino acids.